Wyeomyia smithii (pitcher-plant mosquito) is the source of this 1146-nucleotide messenger RNA. Its product is annotated as probable cytochrome P450 313a4. The transcript has 5 exons. The record is from RefSeq and is a predicted model, not a curated record. The coding region runs from base 1 to 1146 and encodes 381 amino acids. Gene Ontology annotation, molecular function: oxidoreductase activity, acting on paired donors, with incorporation or reduction of molecular oxygen; monooxygenase activity; heme binding. NCBI's taxonomy places the organism in Eukaryota, Metazoa, Arthropoda, Insecta, Diptera, Culicidae.
AUGAAAAAUCCUGCCAAAUUAUUUAAAAUAUGGAUUGGUCCCAUAUCGUUCAUUGGCACCAGCGAUCCAGAUGUGAUUCAAGGCAUCCUACCGCAUACGCACUGCAUCCAAAAACCGUACAUUUAUGAAUUUUUCAAAAUAGAUUUCGGCUUGUUUGCGGCCCCACCUAACGUUUGGAAAGUUCAACGGAAGGCGCUGAAUCCGUCCUUCAAUCACAAGAUUUUGUACAGAUUCUUCCCAAUUUUUGAUAGAUUUGCACAAAAGCUGGUUGAAAGUUUAUUACAGAUUCCGGAAGAUUGUGAAGUUCAAAUAACAAAGUAUAUGACAAGAUGUACUCUGGCCAUGGUUUGUGCUACUACAAUUGGUUCUGAUAUCGAUAAAGACCAUGACACUGAAAAGUUUGCUUACAAUAUGAAUGGUAUUUUGGAGUUGGUUGCAAAAAGAUGUUUGAAUCUUUUCACAUGCUCAGAAUCCAUUUAUAAGCUCACGGAGGCUUCUAAACUGGAAGAAAGUAUGAGACAAUAUGCGUGGGAAUUUGUUGAUAAGGGUAGUGACACUACGGGAAUAGCAAUGGGAUUCAUUGCACAAUUGCUCGGAAUAUAUCCACAUCUUCAGGAGAAAGUGUAUCAAGAAAUCAGUGAAGUUUUUCCCCCGGCUAGUAAAUCGCACUUCACUUCUGAUAAUUUGGGACAAUUGCAAUACACGGAAAUGUUCAUUGAAGAAAGCCUCCGCCAUUUUACUAUAGUUCCAAUAAUUCUACGACAAACAACGAGCGAUAUCGAGUUGGACGGAGCACUGAUACCGACUGGUACCUCGUUUGCUUUAAAUAUUUAUAAUUUACUUCGCCGGGAAGAUGUUUGGGGCCCUAGUGCGAAACAAUUUGAUCCGGAAAAUUUUAGUGGAGAAAAUAUAAACAAACGUCAUCCGUUCGCUUUUCUUCCCUUCAGUGGCGGUAACCGUAACUGCAUAGGUCAUCGAUAUGCCAUGAUGAGUCUCAAGAUAAUGGUUGUGCAUUUGUUGAAGAGCUUUGAACUUAAGAGUAACGUUAGUCUCAUAGAUCUGAAAUUUAAAAUUGAUUCUGUGCUAAAGUUUUCAAACGAACCGGGAUUAAUUUUGGAACGUCGUAAAUCACUACCAAUCAAAUAA